Molecule: messenger RNA, 531 nt
Organism: Macrobrachium nipponense
Lineage: Eukaryota; Metazoa; Arthropoda; Malacostraca; Decapoda; Palaemonidae
Product: osteocalcin 2-like
Exons: 3
Coding region: 1-531 (176 amino acids)
Source: RefSeq, a predicted model, not a curated record
AUGUGCGCUGUUUCUAGUAGCACACUCUCCUGCAUGAGUCCUGGAGCUACCUCGACAUCUACAAAGUUGUUCCAGGUUUCUAGCUGCGAGUACAUGGUAGUGGUGCUGGAGUACUAUGUGGACCCCGUCGAGGAAUUCGUCCAAGCAUCUAGAGGCACUACGCUAAGUAGUAGUAGUAGUAGUAGUAGUAGUAGUAGUAGUAGCAGCGGUAAUAGCUGCAGCAGUGGUAGCAGUAACAGGAUCAGUAGCGGUGACAGUAGCAGUAGCAAUGGCAGUGGCAGUAGCAGUAGCGGUGGCAGAACAGUAGCAAUGGCAAAGGCAGUGGCAGUAGCAGUAGCAGUAGUAGUAGCAGUGGCAAUAGCAGAAGCGGUAGGAGUGGCAGUAGCAGUAGCAAUGGCAGUAGCGGUAGCAGUGGUAGUGGCAGUAGCAGUAGCAAUGGCAAUAGUAGUAGCAAUGGCAGUAGCAGUGGCAGUGGCGAUAGCAGUAUCAGUGGUAGUAGCACUAGCAGUAGCAGUCGCUGUUGUUGUAUAG